AUGGCAGUAGACAAGGCUGAUCUCGAUCCCGUGGAAGGCUUCACGCAUCAUGCCGAAGAUAUCACGGCGGACAGGGAGCCGUAUGGCCCCCCGGGAUUGCGGGGUCUAAUCAGCAACCCAUUCGUUUUGAUGUGUGCUGCCUGUUCGACAUUGGGUGGUCUCGUCUUUGGCUAUGAUCAGGGUGUGGUGUCGGUCAUUCUGGUGAUGGACCAGUUCUUGGAGGAAUUCCCGCGGGUCGGGGGCUCCGGUGCUGGUUUCUGGAAGGGACUUUUGACCGCGAUGAUUGAGUUGGGUGCACUGCUGGGUGCUCUGAAUCAGGGAUGGAUCGCCGACAAGAUCUCCCGUCGAUACUCUAUCGUGGUGGCUGUCGUCAUCUUCACAAUUGGCUCGAUUCUCCAGACUGCCGCAUUUGGAUACCCGAUGCUGGUCGUGGCUCGAUUGAUUGGAGGUUUGGGGAUUGGUAUGCUGUCCAUGGUGGCUCCCCUCUAUAUCAGUGAAAUCAGUCCCCCAGAAUGUCGUGGAACGUUACUUGUUCUCGAAGAAUUCUGCAUCGUGCUUGGCAUCGUGAUUGCCUACUGGAUCACUUUUGGAACACGGUACAUGGCCGGCGAAUGGGCCUGGCGUCUACCCUUCCUCUUACAGAUGCUCCCCGGCUUCAUCCUUGCAGCCGGUGUUAUCAUCCUCCCGUUCUCACCACGAUGGCUCGCCUCAAAAGGUCGUAACGAGGAAGCCCUCCAAAGCCUGUCUAAACUGCGCAACCUGCCAACCUCCGACAGGCGUGUGCGCCAAGAGUACAUGGACAUCCUAGUCGAGGUCCGCUUCCAUCAGGAAAUGAAUGCGGAAAAGCAUCCGGACCUGCAAGGUGGCGGCCCCAAGAACUCAAUCCUGUUGGAGAUGGCCUCUUGGGCUGAUGUCUUCAAGAGGGGUUGUUGGCGCCGUACGCAUAUCGGUGUUGGUAUCAUGUUCUUCCAGCAGUUUGUUGGAAUUAAUGCAUUGAUCUAUUACUCGCCCAGUUUGUUCAAGACUAUGGGUUUUGAUACCAACAUGCAGCUUAUCAUGUCUGGAGUUUUGAACGUGCUGCAGUUGGUGGGCGUGACGACUAGUGUCUGGACUAUGGAUACUUUGGGUCGUCGGAAGCUCUUGCUAUGCGGCUCUGUUCUAAUGGCCAUUUCACACAUUGUCAUUGCUAUUCUAGUUGGUCGAUUUGGCCCUAACUGGGAAGGGCAUCGGACAGAAGGAUGGGUCAGCGCAGCCUUUCUACUCUUUUACAUGGUUGCUUUCGGAGCCACAUGGGGUCCCGUUCCAUGGGCAGUGCCAUCUGAAAUCUUCCCAUCCUCCCUCCGCGCCAAGGGUGUCGCCAUUUCUACUUGUUCUAACUGGCUCAACAACUUCAUCAUCGGCCUCAUCACCCCACCUUUGGUUGAAGACACGGGCUACGGUGCCUACGUAUUCUUCGCUGUAUUCUGUGUGCUCUCGGGUGUUUGGACCUUCUUCUUCAUGCCGGAGACUAUGGGUCGCACACUCGAGCAGAUGGACCAUGUCUUCAAGGAUAACUCUAACGAGAAUGAGCGGGAACGCAGACAUGCUAUCGAGGCUAGUGUAUUGGCUGAACGGGAAUAUGCUUGA
Penicillium cataractarum is the source of this 1626-nucleotide messenger RNA. Its product is annotated as sugar porter family MFS transporter. Gene Ontology annotation, molecular function: carbohydrate:proton symporter activity. The transcript is spliced from 3 exons. The coding region runs from base 1 to 1626 and encodes 541 amino acids. Lineage: Eukaryota; Fungi; Ascomycota; Eurotiomycetes; Eurotiales; Aspergillaceae. Gene Ontology annotation, cellular component: membrane. The record is from RefSeq and is a predicted model, not a curated record. Gene Ontology annotation, biological process: transmembrane transport; carbohydrate transport.